ACUUAUUCGCUGACCUUGACUGGCGAUGGACGGGUCACUGUUUAGUUCUGGUAGUUUCCUGCGUUGGGGCGACGACUUCACGCCGCUGAAUGAUUCUAUGUCUGCUGAAAAUGCCUUCACUGGUGUCUUGGAGGAGUCAAUCAACCAAGGAUUGUCUUUCUUGCCUCUCAACGGGAUCUCCAGGCCAGUAGGUCCGUUAGAAACUCGCUAGCCUGAAGCAUUAACAGCAGGUGCCUACAACGCCCACUGUGCUUAUAAUUUGCCAUUGCCUUCAGUCUCUUCCUCGGACAGCUAUCAUUGGGGUAUUCAUAGUCGUGGGGAAAUCAAAGAUCUUGCGGAAAGACUUCUCGGUGAUAUUUCCUGCAGCUGACACUGGACCAUCGCUUUUUCC
Aspergillus caelatus is the source of this 391-nucleotide messenger RNA. RefSeq lists its product as uncharacterized. Lineage: Eukaryota; Fungi; Ascomycota; Eurotiomycetes; Eurotiales; Aspergillaceae. The transcript is spliced from 2 exons. The record is from RefSeq and is a predicted model, not a curated record. The coding region runs from base 26 to 211 and encodes 61 amino acids.